Messenger RNA from Esox lucius (northern pike), 2590 nucleotides. RefSeq names its product von Willebrand factor A domain containing 1 (gene vwa1). NCBI's taxonomy places the organism in Eukaryota, Metazoa, Chordata, Actinopteri, Esociformes, Esocidae. Bases 342 to 1898 code for a protein of 518 amino acids. The transcript has 6 exons. Gene Ontology annotation, molecular function: protein binding. The record is from RefSeq and is a predicted model, not a curated record.
UGAGCGAAGAGCGGAAUUGAAUGCUCUGGUUUUUUACGUUGCGCGCACAAACUCACCGAGGGCACUCGAGCAACCACCAGACAACAUUUGAUCUUGGGUAGUCUUAUGAGUAAAUAAUGUUCCUUAAAAUAGGAAACAACGCAGGAAAGUAUCGUGGAAAGUGAGGAAUUGUGAUAUGAAGAUUAAUUGAGCAAUUUAUACCGUAAAUAUCUUGUUUGUAAGGGUCAUUACCAUAUCAAUUGGAGCGACGUUCCAGGCAAUGGACAUAUUUUUGGUGAAAGCCCUAUCAAUAUAACCAUUUUUUUAUUAUUAUUAUUGUUUGUUCACAAAACACUGUUGAGAUGAAGAGUCGUAUUUUGUACUCUUGCAUGUUAAUUGGCGUGUUUCUGCGGUCGUCCUUUGGUCAAAACACCGCACAAGAAGCAGUAUUGAACUGCUGUGAGGGCUAUGUCCUUUUCUUAUUGGACUCCUCAGGCAGCAUCUCGUCCUAUGAAUACUCUCGUAUGCUGAGCUUCAUGUCUGAGCUCCUCCUCCCCUUCUCAUUGGGCAAAGGUCAGGUGAGGGUAGGCCUACUGCAGGUAGGCACCCAACCACGUCUCGAGUUUGGCUUUGAUGUCCACAAUACCCAAACUAGCCUCCAGAUGUCACUGAGUAACACCAAGCCAUUGAGAGGUGACACCAACACAGAGGAGGCCCUCAGGAUGGCCAAAGAAUGGGUGCUAAGGCCAGAUGGCACCGGGGAGGCUGGAUCAGAUCUUCCCAGGGUUCUAGUGUGGCUGACAGAUGGGGUAAAGCCUGGAGAUGUGAUUGGACCAAUGGAGGAGCUAAGAGAGGAAGGCGUUGCAGUUCUGGUGAUCUCCACAGGCCAUGGGAACUACCAGGUGCUACGGCAGGUGGUCACGCCUCCUGUGGAGUCACACCUGUACUUUGUGGACAUCGAUGAUAUGAGUAUUAUCACUGAAGACCUGAGAGAUGCCAUUAUUGAGAUCCUCCGGGCUGACCGGCUCCAGGUGCGAGACGUUUCCAGUGACAGUGCCGUACUGCAGUGGCGACCAGUUCUGGCCGGUCUGAACGGUUAUUAUGAGAUUCGGUUCGGACCAGCUCCCAGUGGUGGCGGAGGAGCAGGUGGGCCUGGUACCAGUCCCAGUACUAGCGGUGGCCAGUACCAGAGACUGAUCCAGCCGAGGGACUCCAACACGGCAAGGCUGACAGGCCUGAAGCCUGACACCACAUACACGGCCACGCUGACUCCUGAGUCCAACCUGCAGGUGCUCAAGCCCCUCUCUGUUACCUUCAAAACUAAGUCAGAUGUGUUGAGCCCAGCCGUGGUGACAGUGUCUGACUCAGGGACCAGCAGUGUAAGAGUAAGCUGGGGACCUCUCCAACCAGAAUCUGUCAAGAGCUUCCAGGUGGAGUACUCGGCCCUGCCUGGAGGGAAGCUGCACACGGCUUCUGUGGGCCGAGGGCAGAACUCCACCCUGCUGAGGAACCUCCAGCCAGACACCCAGUACCUGGUCACCGUGAUAGCUCGACACGCCUCCGGCCAGGAAAAGGCAAUGUCGGUCAGAGUGUGCACUGAGGAGGUGAGGCCAGCCCUAGCAGACCUGCAGCUAACCACGGUGGGCAGUGACUCUCUGCAGGUGGAUUGGAAAGCCAGUGUGGAUGGACUGAAGGGCUAUUGGCUCACCUGGGAGAAACAAGAUGAUGACCACGGUUCUACAUCUGCCCCACGCUCCUCCCUCUAUCUGCCCCCCCACUUACUGUCUACGCGCCUAACUCACCUUCCCCCGGCCACGCGGGUGUGUGUCUCACCUGUGUACCAGAGGACACGCGGGGAGGGCCUUUGUUGCACAGCCCAGUUUAAUUCAGAUGCAUCGGCUUGGGGACACAGAUCAUAACAUUGCAAUGCAGAGUCCGGCACACUGCUACACCAAGGAUGGAGGGAUUAAGGACAAGAGUUAGCAGCACAAUACAGAAAUAUCACAACUUGCAUCCCUCUUUCGGGUUAAUUCUUUGCUCUGUGGACAUCAUCCACCUGACACAUGAUCUUUAACUUACAAAGCACGUUUGACACAAUAAAUAUAGGCUUACUGUACUAUAAAGCUCAAUUAACUCAACCCACUGAACUGUGGGUUGCCAUCUACUGCCAUGUUAAUUUUCUGUAACUUUGUAUUUCCUAAAUUCUGUAAUCACAUUGCAUAUCCUUAAGACGGACAAAGCCUUGCAGUCUGUAUCACUGGUUCUCAACUGGUUUUGACUUAGUAAUCAUUAAUUUGAGGUUAACAUGAAAUUACAGUGUAGUCUACAAAAAUUGUAUCAUCAAAGUUGACUAUUGAUUCAGGAAUCAUAAACAACCCAUCAAAUACAAAACAUUGAAACCACUUGAGAUUGAUUUUACAAAAAUAUGAAUACAAUGACAUACUUAAAGAUUUUCAUUUAUUGCCACUUUCUGUUUCAUACCAAACAGUGCUUCACAAUGAUUUACCUUCCUAUCUCCCAACCGAAUAAUAAUGUUAUAAUGUAUUUAAACCGGAUCAAUACCACUGUACUGCCAUUAACCAGAUAAAACAUGGUUUAUGUAUCAACUCAA